UUUUACCGGCGCAAUCCGGUCGUUCUGCCAGUGUUCCGGCGGUUGUCGAUGUAGUCACGGCGGGAUCAUACUUGCUCGGGCACUGGACCGAAAGAUCAAGUCCGCUUAUCGGAUCGCCGCCCCUGAUUGGCUGAUCCGCCUGCUAGCGUGUGAUUCUCAACCACCGCCCGCUGCGCUUUCUGUCUCUAUACAAAUAUCUCCUGCUCCAGGCUUUCUCCUUCUCCUCCUCUCCAUCUAUUCUCAGCGUCUAUCCACAAAACACUCUACCCUCUUCAAACUAUCUCCACACUUAAUAAAACAACUCCUCAAACCACAUUUCACCAUGACUGGCCGCGGCAAGGGUGGUAAGGGUCUCGGAAAGGGUGGCGCCAAGCGUCACCGCAAGAUCUUGCGUGACAACAUUCAGGGUAUCACCAAGCCCGCUAUUCGUCGUCUUGCACGCCGUGGUGGUGUCAAGCGUAUCUCCGCCAUGAUCUACGAGGAGACCCGUGGUGUUCUCAAGACCUUCCUCGAGGGUGUUAUCCGUGAUGCCGUCACCUACACUGAGCACGCUAAGCGGAAGACCGUUACUUCUCUCGAUGUUGUCUAUGCUCUUAAGCGUCAAGGACGUAAGUGGUUCCUGUUUGAUCUGACGUCUUAUUCGACGCGUCUAACUCGGUUUCUAGGCACUCUCUACGGUUUCGGUGGUUAAACGACUUGCUUUUUGUUUCCUUUUCGCAUAGCCAUCCUGCGCGGUCGGCGCGUCUGUUGCCUUCCGCAGCAAGGACGCGGCGGUUUGCUUUUCUCGGGUUGGUUUACGGUAUUCUCAAGGGUCGUUGGGGUGUUCUGAAUCUUUCAUCAUGGGUCUCCGGGUUUCCUUUUUUUUCUACUAGUUUCUUACUGUUACGUGUCCACUACUGGGUCUAUUAGUGCUCGCGUCUGAUGUUUGUAUCAUAGCGGCCGUUUAUGAAUCUUACGGGCCGAAUUGAAGAACCUGACCUUGAAUACAAGGUGCAACCAAAUAGGGCAUACGAAUGAGCCCAUAUCUUAAUUGUCUGGUGUUUUCGUUUCUUUUCUCGUAGACUUGGUAUGUGCGUGUGACGCGUGUUGAGUGUCUAUUGAA
This is a messenger RNA of Monascus purpureus, 1102 nucleotides long. The record is from the annotation of a GenBank genome assembly. NCBI's taxonomy places the organism in Eukaryota, Fungi, Ascomycota, Eurotiomycetes, Eurotiales, Aspergillaceae.